Messenger RNA from Rhodofomes roseus, 846 nucleotides. RefSeq lists its product as uncharacterized. The transcript has 3 exons. The coding region runs from base 1 to 846 and encodes 281 amino acids. NCBI's taxonomy places the organism in Eukaryota, Fungi, Basidiomycota, Agaricomycetes, Polyporales, Fomitopsidaceae. The record is from RefSeq and is a predicted model, not a curated record.
AUGCUUGUCACGCUCUAUCUCCUGAAGGGCAUCGCCGCCCUCAGGAGCAUCCUGAUCCUCACUGCCGGCGCCUCGGCUUCGUGGUACUCGCAGUACAUCAACAGCCCGACAAUUGGGCGCGGCCCGUUGAUCAUGGUAGUCUCCUGCAUCCUGUCAGCUACUCUUAUCCCUCUUCCGCCGGACGAGCCAAUACUGCCGGAGUUCAUUCAACUUUCUCUCUGGGGGAUUCAUGUGGAGGAUGCGGUGUUGCCGCUGCGUUCAAGGGAGUCGGAGAUGAGCCUGUCGGCCGCGAUGAGCCCCUCUGAGUCCGACGCCCUUCCUACCGCGAUCGACGGUUCUGCAGUUCCCAACACCAGCAGUGUGCCCAUGUCUGCGGCUCCAGCGGUCGACGUACCCGAGCUUAACUGGGUGAUCCCCGAGGUGCCUACCAUCCGAGGGUUCAAAGCCAAGGCAACGCAGCCUGACUCCGUCACCUACUUUGGCGACUUAUACACUACUCGAUUCGAAGUUUAUGAACACAGCCUCAUCUGGAACAACGCACUCCGUUCCGCGGCAUCUGAAGGCGAUGUCGUACCGCCGUUGUGGCGUUAUAGAUUUCCCCUCAUAUCGUUCCGGAAGCUCUGCUUGAGCAAAGGAGAGUACCCGUAUGCCGGGCAUUUCCACUUCUGCCUCAUCUGGGCCAUGCGGGCCUCAACGUUGGUCGUCAUCCUCUGGGACACGCUCCUGACACUGUUUCCUGUGCCGCGGCACGUUCUGGCUGCCUGCCGGAGCUGCAGGAACGCCCUUCGCCGUAUGAUCAUUGCUCGCCGCCAACGCGAGUUUCGUCGGUUGCACAACAGGAGAUGA